CGCCGGCAGAAGCUCAAGGAAAAUAAUCUGCGGCAUCCUUGGCCAAAGUUGCAUUACCAGGAUUCCUUAUUUAAACCAUGGUCGCGAGUCUUGCUGGGACUGGUGUUUAAUGCACGCUGCUGGGCAGAACUUAAUUUCAGCCAGGGCUCGACAAAGGUAUAGUUCUCCCCUCUGGAGCUGCUCCAUCAGCUGUAACGCCAUAGGUGUCGGGCUGGGUCAAGGGACCUGGCCGCUGCUCGCCUUAGGCCAGAGACCUCUGCCUGAUGAAGGGUUCUGUGCAACCUGCAAACUGGCUGGGAAAGGAAUGGAAGAAGAAAACUGGGGAGGGGUCUAACUACUCUGCUGACAUGUUUGAGAUCCAAACCACUUAAGGAAUUUCUCCACUUGAUAGCCUCUCCAGUUGGCAACCCAGUUACUGGAAGCUUCAGCAGAAGCCUACAUAAUCUCCAAAGCCAAACAAAGAAUGAGGAGAAAAAUAGCAGCAAAACGGAACAUGGUGGCCCAGUACUUCCAGUGUCAGACACCACUGGAACAACGAGUACAACCGUUGGUGAAAAUGGAAAAAGAACCAGACCCAGCAGGCUCUGAUUCGUUAGGAAUGUCAGAAGGUUUUGUAAAAACGUAUCGUAUUGUACAGGUAGGAACAGGAGGAGGAGGUCUCAGGCUAGUAACACCACAGCAAACCAGAAGCGAACAACUAGAGGCACCCCAGCGCUGGGAAAUCCAAGGGCAGGAAUUGCCGACUCCAGAUCUUACACCAGUCCAAUCACCUGCGUGGAGGAAUCUGCAAGUACCAGAACUCACCUUGACAGAAGACAUUGAGACCUACUUGACUACUUUUGAGGAUGUGGCUGAGGCCUGCAAAUGGCCACGGGAACAGUGGGUGACCCGGCUUGUGCCAGCCCUCAAUGGAGCUGCCCUCCAGGCCUACAAUAGUUUGGAUCCCAGAGAAAGUGGGGACUAUGGGAAAGUGAAGGCUGCAAUUUUACGAGAAGAUGCUGUCAGCCUAGAGAGGCAGAGGCAGCAUUUCAGGCAUUUCCGUUACCAAGAGGCUGAAGGGCCCCGUGAAGUCUGUUCUCGGCUGCGGGGGCUCUGCCAUCGCUGGCUGGAGCCAGAGAGCCGCACCAAGGAACAGAUUGUGGAACUGUUGAUCCUAGAGCAGUUUCUGACCAUCCUGCCUGAGGACAUGCAGGAGUGGGUUCAGGAAUAUCGCCCAAAGACCUGUAUUCAGGCAGUAACCUUGGCAGAGCAUUUUCUUCUGAAACAGCAAGACAAUGAGAGAUGGGAUCAGCAGGUCCUGGGACCAUAUAUGCUUGAGGAAUCUGUGAAUUUGCCAGAAAGUGAGCAAGUGCUGUCAGAUACUAGGCAGAUGGCGCUUUGCAGAGAAACCAAGGAGGAGCUGAAUGAGAAUCCCUCCUCAGUAGCAGGUGAUGAAAUACAGACUAAAAAUGAGGAAGAGUUUCUGUUACAGGAAAGCACAAAAAGGCAGAGGAAUCGACUUCUUCCCAAUUUGCAAGCAGCUCCAUUUGCUCACCAGACACCCAACAGUCAGCUAGCCUUGAAAAAACAGCCCUUGCACAAGCAAGAAGCGCUUUUCCCUUGCCCCGAAUGCGGGAAGAACUUCUCUCGUAAAUCCACCCUCACCAGACACCGGAGAGUACACACAGGAGUCAAGCCCCAUCAGUGUACCGAAUGUGGGAAAAGAUUCUUGCACAAAUUCAACCUGGUGAACCACAUGAGAACCCAUGUGCGAGAAGAAUCAAGCCGUUGUUCACUGUGUGGGAAAAAUGCAAAGCGGAAUUCAGGGCAGGGGAGCCAAGAGCGAAAGGCUGGGUGUUGUGAAUGCACAGGCAGUUUGGAACUGCAGUAUGGCGUGGAGCAGACAGAACAAGACACAGGAGAAUCCUUUAACUGACUUGAAUCCUAGGGAGAAACAGUGUAGCUGACUUGAAUGUGCAAAGAAGUUUUUAGGAAAUAACUCUAAAUCAGGGAAUUUUUCUGUGCCCUGGAAUCUUCUAGAAGCCAGAACCACCUUCUGAUAACAAGGCAGUUACCCUGAAUAUUGAUCAAAGCAAAAAAUGCCUUCAGCAGCUCAGUUCAUUCAUAUAUUUUAUGUUUUGUUCUUUGUUAAUUUCUAAAAUCAUCCAGCAGAGGGAGGGGGGGAAGAGCAACAAAGUUCUAACCUUCAGUGAUAAUAGGAAACAUUUUCUUCUUAAUACCACAGUCCAAAGUUUGACAAUCACCCAGCCAAAGCUAAUAGAAAUUCAGCCAUGCCCCUCCCAGAAGUCAGAAUGUGAUUGACUGUAGAAAUGUGCAAAACACUUCAAGAUCAAUACACUCUGAUAUCUGAGCAUACUGGAUGCUAUCUGAUCUUUAAAUGGGCUUCAAGAUUGGACCACCUCCUGUAUUCUCAGAACAGAUGCUCCCAUGUCAGAAUGGAACAUGGCAAGGUUGGAACAGUUCAAUCUCAAAAUGUUUUGCACACUCAGUUGAAGAGCAUCUACUUAAUCAAACUUCUCAGAUGACAGAGUAGUUGAGGCUCUAAAACUGGAUACAAAAUUUCUUUCACAAAUAUCAAUAUGCCCAAUUUUGCAAACACCCUAAACAGUGAAAAAGUAAACCUCACUUUCAGGAUGAUCAGUCAUGUUCUUAAUACAGUGCAAAAGUGUCUUUAUUUGCUCGUGCAUGAAAAUCACAUGGAUGGAUGCUGUCCAGUCUUAUCUUAGCUAAUUAAUGAUGUAACAGAUUUUUGGAAGUUUGGGACAACCUUUUAGGUAAUGUGUAAUGGAAUGUCACCUUAAAGGCCUUCAAUCCAGUGCCUCUUUCGUGGCGAUCUUGAAAACAAUGUAUUUGAAACUGUGAUACAGAUGUGAACUGUUCUGUUGAUUUGUCAAUUUUUUGUGUGUUCCUUUUUUUUAACAGUGCCUCAAUAAGAGAUGGUAACAUUCACAUGUGGUUCAUUGGAACUUUUAUAUUAGAGCUUUUCCUCCUAGGACUUUUGUUUCCCUAAAAGUAAAAUUAUUUUCCAAAAAUAAUCACCAGAGUCGAGAUAAAAGCUAAAGAACUACCUGGCUUAGCAGAUAUCCUUGUCAGAGAUACUGGGAAUUUGGUUUAACUCAUCUGAAUUACGCCUGUUGGAGAAAUUGGCCUUGUUUCCAAGGAAAUUUGUGGUUUGUAUAUGUCAGACAGUAGUUCUCAGUAGUACAUGGCAAACUUUUGAAAUGCUGACUUUAAAAAGUGAUUUGGGUAAGAACUGAGGAAUCUUGUGUUUGGAAAUGGGACAAAAAUCCAACUGGGUAUGCUCUAAGUCGGGGUUUUCUAAUUUCAUCAUCUGCCUGUUUGUAAAUUCCUGUCAAACAUAAGUAUUUCAGGGUCUUCUAACACUACCAGUUUUAAUCCCUUUAACACUGUUGAUAUACCAAAACUGCAUGUUUGGAAUUUUGCAAUGGUUAUAGCUGCACAUGUAAAUGUUAGAUUUUUUUAAGAGAAAAAAAUUGUUUUUUGUAAAUUUUUUAUU
This is a messenger RNA of Python bivittatus (Burmese python), 3517 nucleotides long. RefSeq lists its product as uncharacterized. NCBI's taxonomy places the organism in Eukaryota, Metazoa, Chordata, Lepidosauria, Squamata, Pythonidae. The record is from RefSeq and is a predicted model, not a curated record.